AUGGCCGAUACAAGUCACCUUGAACUUAUUCCUCCAGGAGAAAGUGGGUGCGGUGUCCAGUUGCCAAACUCCAACGAAAAUCCGCCGAUACAUCAGAGUCUCGUGAACUGCUGGGACGCUCUAUCAAAAUCCAAAUACUGGAUCAAGUCGCGAUUGGUAACCGCAGCAUUCGAAAUCAGACUGCCAAACCCCAAGAUCACACAUCGAUUUUUGCCACCACGUCGCAUUAUCACGACCAGGCUCUCAGGUCUGUUGCAAAUUGAGCGUCGCGGUGAUACAGAUGACCAUCUCCGCCUCGGAAUCAACCUAUCUCAGCAAUUCACAGGCGAGCUCUCCGAGGACCAGAUGGAUAUCCUGAGGGAUACUUGGAAGUGCAUCGUCAGAUGGAUGACCUGCCGCACCGGAAUUGGAUUCACGAAAUGGUGUUUCCUAUGGUCGAGGAACCUGUGCUCUCUUAUGAUGUAUGGAGCUUCAGAAGAGCAGAUAUGGGCAUGGUUUGAAGGAAGGGUGCUCUGCAUGUCGCCUGGAGAAUCUGACUGUCGAUUUGAAAAAGAAUUUUCCGAGAAGAUGUCGAGGAUCAUAAACGAACACGAGAGUUCUGAGGACAAUGAAGGAUUGCUUCAAGCAGUGAGCUCGGAGGUACUCGCAGAAAAACCCCUUUACAACAUUUGGAGUCGUUUUCUGCAGGCUAUCAUGCUUGCUAUCUACUCUAUCGCUACCAGCAAGUUUGAGACUGCCUCGUUCUCUGAAGCUCGCCGUCUCCUUGUUUUGAUCGGGGAGGGGCAUCCCGCCUUACAGCUAUAG
Molecule: messenger RNA, 804 nt
Organism: Clonostachys byssicola
Lineage: Eukaryota; Fungi; Ascomycota; Sordariomycetes; Hypocreales; Bionectriaceae
Source: the annotation of a GenBank genome assembly